AUGACCCAUCCCUCAAGAUCAGAGGCUCUCAACCCACGUCCUAUCUGGACCCCCACUGUCCCGCAAUGUCAAAUUCCAAUGAAUAUAUACCGUGCGCAUAUCAAUCAAAAGUUCAACGAGAAUCUGCACUCAUCCCAGGAACUUCACCAAUGGUCGGUCCAAAACCUGCAGGAAUUCUGGAUAGAUCUCCAUGCGUAUACUGGGGUCAUUCCGCCUCUGUCAGCAGCCAUGACCACGGCAUUUGACCCCACAGUUUCAAUGGAGAACGUACCGGAGUUCUUCCGCGGUGCCACUGUGAAUUACGCGGAGAAUGUUCUGAGCGGCAGAGAUCCAAACCAGACUGCGUUGAUUGGAAUUCGCGAGGGUCAGGGCCUAGACGGGGAAGUCUGGACAUGGGGUUUGCUCUGUGAAAACGUCCGAAAGGCGAGGAGUGCUCUGUUGCAAACAGGAAUACGAGAGGGAGAUCGAGUAGCAGCCAUUAUCUCCACCAGCGUCUGGUCGGUAGGCUUAUUUCUGGCUACUGCAAGCAUUGGUGCUAUUUGGACAAGCAUCGCACCUGACUUGGGCGAGGAGGGCUGUGUAUUACGAUUGUGUCAGGUCACUCCCAAAGUGCUUUUUGCGGAUGCUGAGUCGACAUAUAAAGGGAAACUGCGGUCCAAUGUACGAAAAAUUCGCAAUGUUGUCCAGGCUAUGAAAGCCAAGCCUCAGGUUUUCCUGGUUCCCAUCACGGGCGCGAAUGAAGGCGAAUUUCCAAGCCUUGGGGAGUUUUUAUCAAGAGCCCAACUAGGGGACGCUCUCCAAUUCAAAAGACUGCCCUUUGCUCAUCCGCUUUACAUUCUCUAUACAAGUGGGACGACUGGUCAACCCAAAUGUCUUGUCCAUAGCCACAGUGUGAUCUUACAGCAUAAGAAAACAUCUCUACUCCACAACUCACUUACUCCCGAUGAUGUUGUUUUCCAGUACAGCAGUACCUCAUGGGUACUAUGGAAUAUCAUGAUUGGCCACAUGUCAGUAGGUGCUACUCUCAUUCUAUACGAUGGAUCACCGUUAUGGCCAACAUCAAAGGGCAUGGCAAAGAUUGCAGAACACCACCGCGUGACAUACUGGGGCUGUUCACCUCGUUACCUUCAGGAGCUUGAAAUGAGCCGAUGCGUAGCGAAGGACGAGUUUGACUUUGCCUCAUUGAGAAUGGUACAGACGGGAGGCUCACAUUUAGGUGCGGACCAAUACCACUGGUUCUAUCGCACGUUCCCUCCACACAUUCAUCUCACAAGCGUGACUGGCGGGACAGACUUGGUGACCUCUUGGAUCGGCACUGAUCCGGCUGGUCCUCUCUACCCCGGUGAAAUUCAACUUCCCAUGUUGGGGCAGGAUGUGGAUGUCGCAGAUCCCAUUACGGGCGAGUCAAUCAAGCAUACCGGUCGACAUGGCGAGUUCGUCUGUCGCCAGCCUUUCCCGUCUAUGCCUGUGUUUUUCUGGGGGGAUGAAAAUGGAUCAAAAUACAAGAGUACGUAUUUUAACAAGUUUCCAAACUGUUGGGCUCAACAUGAUUGGGCAAGUUACAACCCUCAGACAAAAGGCUGGCAGAUACAUGGUAGAAGUGACGGCGUUUUGAACCCCCAAGGAAUCCGAUUUGGAUCUUCCGACAUCUAUUCCAUCACAGAGUCCGCUCCAUUCAACAAUCUGGUCUCCGCCACCGUGUGUGUCGGUAGGCGCCGGCCACAUGAUUCUGAUGAGGCUGUGUUUCUGUUUGUGGUGAUGCAGCCCAAUCAAUCGUUCACAGCUAAACUUGCGCUUGAAAUGAAUAACGCUAUUCGCAAAGGGUUGAGCAGCAAACAUGUUCCUCGAUUCGUGAUCGGUGUCAAGGAAGUUCCUAUGACAGUCAAUGGUAAAAAAGUCGAGACUUUAGUGAAGCAAAUCAUUUCUUCUGGGAAGCUACCUAAGACUAUCAGUAGCACUGUCGCAAAUCCCGAAUGUCUACAAGACUUCAGACAGUACUAUGAUAUUGAAAUUUCCAAUGAGAACAGAGGAAGACUAUAG
Penicillium longicatenatum is the source of this 2040-nucleotide messenger RNA. RefSeq lists its product as uncharacterized. The transcript is spliced from 3 exons. The coding region runs from base 1 to 2040 and encodes 679 amino acids. The record is from RefSeq and is a predicted model, not a curated record. NCBI's taxonomy places the organism in Eukaryota, Fungi, Ascomycota, Eurotiomycetes, Eurotiales, Aspergillaceae. Gene Ontology annotation, cellular component: cytosol. Gene Ontology annotation, molecular function: acetoacetate-CoA ligase activity. Gene Ontology annotation, biological process: lipid metabolic process.